Molecule: messenger RNA, 354 nt
Organism: Anisakis simplex (herring worm)
Lineage: Eukaryota; Metazoa; Nematoda; Chromadorea; Rhabditida; Anisakidae
Source: the annotation of a GenBank genome assembly
AUGCUUAAAGCAUCAUCCAUAUUUCGUUAUCGAUCACAACUCUUAAGAAAAGAUAAACUCGAUUUAUUGCAGGCAUUUUCAACAUACUGUAACCGAUUUUCGGGCAGAUCGUAUUAUCUGCUACAGGUGAAAAGAUACCGUUAUGAACAAACCAACGAGAGGCCAUAUUAUUACAGAGGUCAAAUUCUUCACGAUCAGCUUCUGUUCAAAGCAAUGUCAUUCGCACAACAAAAGGAUCGAGUGCGAGUGGGUGAAAUGAAACGCAGAACUGCGAUAGCUGGCAAGAUGGAACUGCCGUUCGGCAGAUUUCAAGUUCAGUGUAAGUUUGAAAAUCGUUUGAAGAUCAAAAACUGA